Molecule: messenger RNA, 1549 nt
Organism: Arachis stenosperma
Lineage: Eukaryota; Viridiplantae; Streptophyta; Magnoliopsida; Fabales; Fabaceae
Product: serine/threonine-protein phosphatase 7
Exons: 5
Coding region: 5-1423 (472 amino acids)
Cellular component (GO): nucleus; cytosol
Molecular function (GO): protein serine/threonine phosphatase activity
Source: RefSeq, a predicted model, not a curated record
UCUUAUGCACUUGGUGUUGCGCCACACCAUGACGCUUCCUACUGAUUCGGAACCACCACCACCUUCUCCUCCUCCACCGGAUUCCGCCACCGACACCGCCACCGCCACAGCAAACGGAGCAACCACCACCACCACCACCACGACCUCCUCCUCAUCUUCCGAAAAUCCACCGGAUUCCCUGCCUACACCGCCGCAAGAGCUCCAAUUCCCAAUUUCAUGGCCGCAAGACGGAACCUUGAGCCUCGAAUGGAUCCACAAUCUGAUGCAGUGCUUCGAUUGGUCUUCGAGGAACUUUCCUCCUUCCGAGUUCCCUUCCGUUCUUCCCGUUCAGGUAUUCGACUCUCUCAUCCUCGUUGCUUCCAAGAUGCUCCAUAAGGAACCCAAUUGCGUCACCGUUGAUCCGUUUCGCCCUAAUUCCGGCACGACGGCGUCGGUGGUGGUCGUUGGUGACGUUCACGGGCAGCUGCAUGAUCUGCUUUUUCUCCUCAAAGACGCAGGUUACCCUUCCGAUGAUAGAAUCUUCGUCUUCAAUGGUGAUUACGUUGAUCGUGGAGCUUGGGGGCUCGAAACUUUCGUGCUCUUGUUAGCUUGGAAGGUGUUUAUGCCUCAUAAUGUAUAUCUGCUACGUGGGAAUCACGAAUCAAAAUACUGCACAUCGGUCUAUGGUUAUGAGAAGGAAGUGAUGGCAAAGUAUGGUGAUAAAGGUAAGCAUGUGUAUCGCAAAUGCUUGGGAUGCUUUGAGGGUCUUCCUUUGGCUUCCAUUGUAGCAGGGUGUGUAUUCACAGCUCAUGGAGGACUCUUCCGCAGUGUAACAGUGACGCCAUCAAAGAGAUUAAAAGGGAAGAAGAACAGAAAGAUUCUUCUUAAUCAUGAUAACAAAACUCUAACUCUUGGUUCCUUGGAAGAAUUGUCUAAGGCCCGACGGUCAGUUCUUGAUCCUCCUUGGGAAGGCCCAAACUUGAUUCCUGGUGAUGUUUUGUGGUCUGAUCCAUCGAAAAAUCCUGGUCUUGCCCCGAACAAAGAAAGAGGCAUUGGCUUGUUGUGGGGUCCCGAUUGUACUGAAGAAUUUUUGAAGAAGUAUCAAUUAAAGCUGGUCAUCAGGUCUCAUGAAGGUCCUGAUGCUAGGGAAAAGAGGGAUGGUUUAGAUAGAAUGUCUGAAGGUUACACCAUUGAUCAUGUUGUGGAUUCUGGAAAACUGAUCACCCUCUUUAGUGCUCCAGAUUACCCGCAAUUUCAGGCAACAGAGGAGAGGUAUAACAACAAAGGAGCCUAUGUUGUUCUUGAACCCCCAAAUUUUGACAAUGCCAUAUUUCAUGGAUUUACAGCAGUUACUCCAAGGCCAAAGGUGAAUGCCUAUUAUAAUUUUGAAGAGGUGAUAGAUUCUGACGAAGAAUUGGACUUGGAGUCCAUGGUGACUUCUUGAGUUAAGGCAUUUUUUUGAGGAAGAAAGAGUGGAUUUGUAAAAUUGUAUCAAAGCUUUUUGUUGUUGUUAUUGUUUUUGAAACUCUUUUUAUCGUUAAACUAUAGUUAUUUAUAGUGUUUCCCGUUA